Molecule: messenger RNA, 5013 nt
Organism: Gossypium arboreum
Lineage: Eukaryota; Viridiplantae; Streptophyta; Magnoliopsida; Malvales; Malvaceae
Product: abscisic acid 8'-hydroxylase 2-like
Exons: 8
Coding region: 124-1626 (500 amino acids)
Biological process (GO): sterol metabolic process
Molecular function (GO): iron ion binding; oxidoreductase activity, acting on paired donors, with incorporation or reduction of molecular oxygen; heme binding
Source: RefSeq, a predicted model, not a curated record
AAAAAAAACCCCUUCCCCUUUCAAUGCUAUAUAUAUCCCUCCAUUCAUCCCAUUCUUCAAAGUAAUUUACCCCUCUGUUCCCCAUUUCUCUCUUUGAAUCCCCCUUACACUUGAAUUGUCACCAUGCAACUCCUUUUCCCCUCAUUGCCACUACCACCCCACACUUUUCUACCAACUUUCACAGCUUUCUAUGGUUGUCACCUUCCCUUUCUCAUUACACCAAUUGUUUUGUUUUAUUUGAUGGUGGUUUUGGUGGUGGUGAUGCUGCUGUUGUUGUUGUCAGUUCAUCAAUGGCGGCACCCCAAGGACAAACCCCUGCCACCUGGUUCCAUGGGUUGGCCUUAUAUUGGUGAAACUCUCAAGCUUUACAAAGAGAAUCCCAAUUCUUUCUUUGCCAACCGCCAAAAAAGGUAUGGAGAUAUAUUCAAAAGCCACAUAUUAGGAUGCCCCUGUGUGAUGAUUUCAAGCCCUGAUGCAGCUAAGAUUGUGUUGGUCACAAAGGCUCAUCUUUUCAAACCAACUUAUCCACCAAGCAAGGAGAAGAUGAUAGGGCCUGAGGCCAUAUUCUUCCAUCAAGGUCCUUACCAUUCAAGGCUGAAGAAGCUGGUUCAGGCCUCUUUUUUACCCUCUGCAAUUCGAGGUUCAGUUUCUGAGAUUGAGCAGAUUGUUCUUAAAUUCCUACCAGCUUGGGAAAACACCACUCUUAACACCUUGCAAGAAAUGAAGAGAUAUGCUUUUGAUGUGGCAAUGAUUUCUGCCUUUGGCCAUAAACAAGACAAGGAAAUCAACGGAAUCAAGCAGCUCUAUCAAUGCCUUGAAAAGGGUUACAAUUCCAUGCCUUUAGAUCUUCCAGGAACUCCUUUCAAUAAAGCAAUGAAGGCUAGGAAGCUGUUGAAUGAGACCCUGAGAAGAUUGAUAAAAGAAAGAAGAGAAAAUGAGAAACAAGGUGGUGGAGGAGGGUUGCUGGGUGUUCUAUUGGGUGACCAAAACCAAAAGGUUGAUCAACUCAGUGAUUCCCAGAUUGCAGAUAAUGUAAUUGGUGUAAUCUUUGCUGCUCAUGAUACCACUGCAAGUGUCCUAACAUGGCUGUUAAAAUACUUGCAUGACAAUGGAAAUUUACUAGAAGCUGUCACUAGAGAACAAGAAGGUGUUCGACGAGAAAUAAUCGAAGCAAAUCGCAGGCUUAUGUGGGAUGAUACAAGGCACAUGCCAUUGACUACCAGGGUGAUUCAAGAGACAUUAAGAACAGCAAGUAUUCUGUCAUUCACCUUCAGGGAAGCAGUGGAAGAUGUUGAGUUUGAAGGCUAUUACAUCCCCAAAGGUUGGAAGGUUCUUCCUCUCUUUAGAACCAUUCAUCAUUGCGCGGAUUUCUUCCCUAAACCCGAGAAAUUUGACCCUUCGAGAUUCGAGGUACCGCCGAAACCCAACACGUUUAUGCCCUUUGGGAAUGGAGUACACUCUUGUCCAGGCAGUGAACUGGCCAAGCUUGAGAUGUUGGUGCUCCUCCACCAUCUCACCACAAAAUACAGGUGGCAAGUUGUGGGAGAUGAGGAUGGAAUCCAGUAUGGUCCCUUUCCAGUGCCCAAAAAGGGCUUACCUGUAAGGGUCACCCCAAGAAAUAUAUAGGCACCAUGAGCACAACAAUACACCAUUUCUGGAUUUGGACUCAAAUGAAGAUUUAACUUUUUUGGGGGGCUAAAAAGCCUAUUGAGUUUUUCUUUUUUCUCAUUUUGGUUGUUUAAUUUGUCUAUGGGAAUCUUUUGUAAUUGUUCAAAAGCUUUCUUGAGGAAGGGUUUUUUUUUUUUUUUGGUCCUUGGUUUGUUCAAGGUAAAGUAAAUCUGCUGUAUAAAAAAAAAGUAAAAAAUAAAAGGAAAUGUAUUUGCUUCAAUGUGUUUGAAAGCAAUUUCUUUUUAUGAAAAGCAUUAAAUUAGAUAAUUAAAUUUAAAAUUAAUUAAUUUAGGUUAAUAAACUCAAAUUAACUAAUUGAAAUAAAUUUGCAAAAAAGUUCACACCCAAUGAAAUUCAAACGUGGAAUAUCAAAUUUCAUUCGUUUUUAAGGAUCAAAUUCAAACAUGUAAGGGUCGGUGUUCCACAUGCUCCAAUUCUGCCUUAUCAGCUUGGAAGAUAUUUUCAUCACAAACUGCAUUGAACUAAUGAACUUUAGCAAGUUACUUGCUUCAUCUCCAACAUCACAAGUUCCUCAUAUUGAUUUCCAUUCAACUAUGAAUCAUUAGUGAAAACACUACACCAAAUUUUGUCCCAAGCAAAAGGCACUUGGUUGAUACCCUCAGUACCAUUGAGACUGAUAUUGUUAUACCACGAUAUUAUCAGAACCAACUGUCAAGUCCUAUUAAUCUUUAACUCAGUACAAUGGUACAAUGUGAGAUUGCCUUGCAAGCAGUUCUCGGUUGAACUGAAUUAAGUAUAAAGAGUGUUUUGGAACAUAAGGUGAAGUGCUCAUAGCUUAAACCUACCUCCAAACCCAAUCCAUUACCAAAUAUAUGUCGUGUGUUUUGCUGAUUAGUGUUCCAUCCUUACAAGGUGUUUGACAUGGUAGCCUUCUCUCAAUAGCUGGUUUAAGCAUUCAUUUUGGUUUUCAUCUCAUAUACAGGAAGAAUGAUAAAAGCAGCUUAAAGAGGGCCAGGAUAGAGUCCACCACAAUCAACGCAGAUAGCAACAAAUAUGAGGCGUAGCUGACAACCCACUAGCUAAGCAUAGCUUGAGGACAUGUCCCUCCAAUGUAAUACCAAUAGAGCAAUUGCAGAUUGGUACUCAUUUCAAAUCAAACCCCACAAAUAACGGAACCAGUUUUAAUCCAUCUGCGGAUUUGGCUGCUAUGCAAGCAGAGCAUUAAACUCGAACAACAUUUGAACCACCAUUAAUGGUUAAGAUAUAAAGACAGAGGAAGAAGAAUACCCUAAAAAUUGCUCGUUCAGUCAAGCCCUUCCAAUGUUCUAGCAGAUCUUACUCAUCAUGUGGAGUUCAAAAUGCAUGUACAUACCAUACAGAAAAAUAUGACAUCUAUGUAUAAGAACGUAUAAAAAUCACAUAAAUAUCUCAACAAUCAUGGAUUUUGCUCUUUCACUUCAAUCAGAAUGGUACCGCAGAAACUGGAUUUUCAUAUGUAAAAUGUGGUGAACGCAUGCAAGCUUUGACAGACGUAAGAAUCCAAAAGGGUAAGAAAGUGAGUCGUGGCUUCACCAUUUGUGGAAGAAAGAAGCUCUGAGCACCUUUAAAGCAAAAAUUAUUGCAACAAUCUUGUGUUUGGCUGUGCAUAUGGAGAAAUAUAUGGUGCAAAACAAGGAUAAGCUAAUGUAUUUCACAUCUUAAUGAGUUGGCCUGCAUGCUAGAAUAAGGUGGCUUGUACAAUCUCUGAGUUUUUUUCCCUCUCCAGAUGUCGAGUCCCAUAGUGUUGGUCCAAAGGCCUCAUCAAUCAUGGGAAUGUUGCUCACCAGUCAUUAAUAUAGAGGGGUCUAAGCAAGUAGGCUCACACUGCAAUUAUAUGCUGGGUUCUGUUUAACAAGAGGCAAACACAUCUCACAUGAAUGCAAAAUGGCUUUGUUUGGUUAAUAAGGACAGAUUUUUUUUUUCACCCUUUUCUUUACCCUAUAUGAAUCAAUGUGUGUAUUUCUAUGGAAGAUAAAGAUGAGAGUUCUUUUGACUUCAAACAUGAUCUGAGAACAACAUUCUUAUAAGGAAAUAAGUGUAAACCAACAGCCAGCUAGUCAACAAUCAUGGAAAGGAGGCAUCAAUGUCUAUCGUCAAACAUUAACGGAUAAAAUUUGUUUAGAAUUCCAUUAUGGUUAGAAUGAACCUUUUUCCCCAUUGUAAUAAACUGGAAAGUAAGAAAGGGAUCUAAAUUGAUGAUAUGUGGGAAUGAGUGUAAGCCUAGCACUUACAUAGAGUGACAUCCUAGAUGUAGGGCACUAAAACUACACAUUUCUAGAAACUGUAGUGCAACAUUCAGGAAACUACAUUUCUAUACAGACAUACAGCCAUUUAUCAUAACUCAUUAUAAAUAAUUUUCUGGACCUUUACUGCCAUAACUCAUUAGCAGCGCCUUUACCUCACAAGAAUGUCAUCACUGUUAUUUUGAUCUUUUCUAGUGUUUCCAGUUGCCACUUAUCCACGCCUACAUCUUUAUUUUGGUUGUGUCCAAUGCUCAAAAUUGUGGUAGCUCAGGGAAGAAAGAUCCUAUCAGCCAAUACUUCAGCGCUUUACAAAUUAAAGCACUUUUCAGACUUGUUAACUAUAUAUUCCAUGUUCUUGUAAUUUUAAAGCUGCAAAAGUUAGCUCAUCCAGUUCCAUGAAUAAUGAACAAAAGUUUUAGAUAUCCUUCAAUGAUAAUUCUCUAGUCUUAAAUAUGAACAACUCCAUCAAAUAUGGGCAUGGCUCCAAUCUCUACAUCAAAAGGAUCUAGCCAAAGCCCAAAUCCUUGUUUAUGGAUACACCUAUGUGUUGAUGGCUUUCCUUCUUAAGCACCAAUCUAGACAUCACUAUAUUUGUUUAAAACUUGGCAAAAGAUAUAAAAUGAAGUCAUGAGGCCCUAUGCGGUUUGUCUAGAAUGAAUACAAAUCAUAGAGCUCGCAGCCUUGGGAAAAGACACGAGCAUUUGUCAGUAUAGUCCAUAUGUAUAUUUCAAUAAACAAAGAGAUCUUCAACCUAUAUGAAAAUCAACGAGGCAGAGUAAAAAUUUCAGUAAAAGCACUGCCUAGCACUUCCCCAAUGCCAAAGCGUAAAUGGUCUAAACAAUUUCAUUACAUUGCAUAAUUUAACAAUUGCAUACAUGUUUGCAACUAGUACACAAAAGGUAAGAAUUUGUACCUAACUUUACUUGCAUACUACAAACUCUCCCCGAAUGUCUCUACCAUUAAAACCUCCUCCAAUUUUGCUUUCUGAUCAUAAUACAUCGAAAAAACUGCUACAACAAAUAUCAAGCUAAGAGGUGCUCUAAGUGCAAUACAAUAACUUGCAAACAAAAGCAUCGUAGAUGCAUAUAUUCGAUGCCGAAUC